Messenger RNA from Fusarium oxysporum Fo47, 2466 nucleotides. RefSeq lists its product as uncharacterized. The record is from RefSeq and is a predicted model, not a curated record. NCBI's taxonomy places the organism in Eukaryota, Fungi, Ascomycota, Sordariomycetes, Hypocreales, Nectriaceae. Bases 1 to 2466 code for a protein of 821 amino acids. The transcript has 3 exons.
AUGGAUUUUCAACUCGCAGCUGAUUACCUGCACAACACUUUCACUCUCGGUGAGAAACAACUAGCCAAGGAUUUGUCUGAGUCCUUUUACCUCGAUGAGCUUCCUCGAACUGUCUAUAUUCGUCGGCCGUUCGUCCAGCUAGCCGAGGUCUUUAACGAAGCACAAGUCUAUGUUCAAACUCACACUAAAGAGGAUCUUCGAAGACUGGUUCUCUACUGCGACACUAUUAAUCUUACUGAAGGUCUGGUCAUUGGGUAUAAAGACUCGGAGAAACCCUUUGGCCUGCAAGUCUUUGCUCGCAAGGUCGAGUGUCAGAAUGCCAGUCAAGCCCUCCAUAUGCACUUCUCAGAAGACUGCCAGCUCGAAUUCUACACAUACGAGCUCAAAGAGGGCUUCACCGCGCGCCUUGAGUUCGGUGACGGUUCCAUCAUAAAGCUUCCACUGUCCAUUGCCCCCGAAAGCUGGGGUAUCACUGUCAACUGGGAUGGCACGAAGUUUCUUUUCAUUGACCAUGACUCAACUGCUCUGGACAUGACGACAGCAAAUUACUUGAACAGGAUCAAGAGUGACGGAACCUUGGAAACUGGCAACUUCAUCGAAAACAACGACAAUUUACCCAGGCUCGCUAUGUACCAAUUUCUUGUCGCCGCCACAAUCAUCAAGAUCAAUCCCAAGCUUGCGUUGGAGAUUCUUAAUUGGGUUUGCAAUUUGAGUGCUCAUGAGAGCAGUGCCGCCUUGAACAUACAUGCGUGUUCUCUGCGAAACAGUCUCGUUCUCUCGCAGGAACGAAAGGUCUUCAAUGUGCCUUCUGUUAACAUUUACGCAAGCAGACAAGUUCUCGAAUCGCGACUGGCAGCUAGUACAGCCUUUGAGCAGGCAUUCCAGAAUUUUGCGGCACAGGAGCGAACUUCAGCCGCUGUUCUUGGACAGACUGUGAACCUCAUCGCAAAGAGCGAAGACGCCAUGUCAGAGUACGCAUUUCUCGAGGAUCUUGCUCAGAAAGCCUACUCUUCAGCACAAUCAGCCAGAGAAGUUGCAUUCAACCGGUAUAAUCAGAACAACACAGACUUGGCUCCUCUUCAGCGGGAGUUCAGCAAGGGUCUUGAAGAUUGGUGCACGAAGAAGAAGAUUGAAGCAGCUAAAGCUGUAUUCUCGGCGUGCAUUAGCACUAUUGGGGCGAUUACUGCAACUGUGGCGUCUGGUGGUCUUGCAGCUCCUAUGAUUCCUGCUGCAGCAGGAAAGGCUGUGGAAGCUGCCGAUAAGAUUGCCAAGAUCAUAGAAACCAUCAAGGACGUUAUCGAGAGGAUUAAAGAGAUAUACAAAAAGCUCAAGCCAAUUUUGGAAAAGCUGAAAAAGCUUGCCGAAACGAUCCAGGCUGUAGUCACAGCUCUCAACGCAUCUCAAACACUCCAGGAGAAAACUGCCAUCCAGCGCCCCGAUAUGAGCUUGGAUAUCUACAAUGCUACCGCUUUGUGGGACAUCUUCAAGGAAAAGGUUGACCAGAUCGAGAAGACAGUGGCAACCAUUGAGUUCCCAGCAAAAGAGGAGUAUUUCUUUGCUCUGCGAACGCUGGUCAUCAAUGGCAAGACGUACCUACAGACUCAAGAGAAUUUAUGUCAGCGAGGCAAUGAGCUGGCGAUCAUUCUCUUGAAAGUCAAACUUCAACAUAAGGAGAAGCAACGUCUGACUUUAUCUGCCAAGGCCACGGAGCAACAAGGUGCUGUGCUGGAUCUCCUGAAGAGAGCCAUGUUUGAUCGUCUUCUUUCCAUUAGAUCACUUGUCUUUCUUGAUUUUUACAUGUAUUCGGAAGCUUACAUGUUUCAUGCGUUGACUGAUAAACCGCCUGUUAACAUUUCACCUGUCAAGCCGGUGCUUGAUUAUCUGGAAGACGCUGCUAGGUUCCAAGGUAAUGUCGCGGCCUUCGGAUCACGAGUCAUGGUGCAGCAGCGAAGGUUCAGUAUCUUGACUUGCGGUGAUGCUGUCAACACUUCGAGCUUGAGAGACAAGUUGCUCAAGAAUGAGUCUGUCUUUGUUUCGUUGGAUCCAAAGGACGCCAUGUUUGCAGGCUUCUCUCGCAUUCGGGUUUCUAAAGCGCGAUGCUAUCUUGAAGGGGCCUCUGUAGCUCCGGAUUCUGACGCGACAGGCGAGGGUGCUGGUAUUCGACUCUUCCUAAAGACCUCGGGGAGGUUUUAUGACAUUAAUCUCCCUGGAAGAAAGGACGGUGCAGCUCCUUUCAAUGCGUUUGUCGGAGAUGCUCGUGCCCUUCUUUUUGAGUACAGUGUUAAAGAUCGGUCGAUCAUCUGCGAUGGAGAGUACGGGCAAAAUCUGGAUUAUACAAGACAAAGCCCUUUGACUGAAUGGGAGCUAUCGAUUGGUGCCGGUGGAUUGCAGGCGAGGGAUCUUGACUUCACUAAUCUGAAGGGCAUCCGUAUGGAGUUCUGGUGUGAUAUCACUCUGAAGAUCUAA